Molecule: messenger RNA, 663 nt
Organism: Cylindrotheca closterium
Lineage: Eukaryota; Bacillariophyta; Bacillariophyceae; Bacillariales; Bacillariaceae
Source: the annotation of a GenBank genome assembly
AUGGUAUACAAUAACGCAACAUACGAAGUUCAUAUCCCAUCUCUUGCUCCUUUGGCAUCCGGGCAUCAAGAGAUCCCAGUACCUGCUAUCAAUCAGGGCGAUCCGAUGACGACAGAUGACAUUGCGGGCGCCACCUCGCAGUACAAGAUGCGCAAGUCGAUUCAGAUGAACCAUCCAACACUAGUCACUUCAAGAGAAGUCAUCGAAGCGAAACGUCGAAAGCAUGCUGUGGAAUCAGCACAAUUUGACGGUUCGACUCCUGCUUGGGCGCAGCAAAUGCAGGGGCAGAGCCAGCAAAUCCAGCAAACUCAGACCCAGAUGCAACGGCUAAUGCAGCAAAUGCUGGGGCAAAUCCAGCAAAUCGAGCAAUCUCAGACCCAGAUGCAGGGGCAAAUGCAGCAAAUGCAGGGGCAAAUCCAGCAAAUCGAGCAAACUCAGACCCAGAUGCAGGCUCAAAUCGGUCAACUGGAUAGCCGUAUCCAGAUUGAGUCCCAGCGCUCGAGAAACUAUGCCCGUCAUACCAACGAAUCUGUCAUUGUUCCAUUGUUGAGAGAAUCGGACGGGACCAUGCCUCAAGAUGACGGCGCGUGGUUCCCUGCAACUCAAGCCGCUCUUUUCACCGCUAGUCAUGCUCAAAUGAAUUCUUUGCCAUGGGAUUGUUGA